GAAUGAACACAACAUCAUCUUCAACAAGUCCAACAACAGGGGACUUUUGCAACUCAGACACUUGUGGAACAAAUUUGGCUAAAUGUGUUGCUUUACAUAGCACUUCUAUCUGCCUGUGCCAAUAUGGAUUCUACUACGACAACAAGGAUUGUCACAAAGGGAAAAUAUUCCCAGGGGUCAUUACGGUGAAGGAAUCAUACACUGAUAGUGUUCAAACUGUAAAUUCUGUGCCGUAUGAAAAGUUGUUCCAAAAUGUAACAAAGUUUUUUGAGGAAGCCUUCAGCAAUUUAACAGGCUUUGCAGAGACUGUCAUUGUGGAAAUUCAACCUCAAAGCCAAGGCAGAGCUUCUCCUCUGAUGAGUGUAACGGUGACAAACCUGUUUAUGGAGAAUUCAACUGAAAACAAUGAGACAGUUAGUUCUGCAAUAAGGAAUGCAAUAAAUGGUUCGUUCUAUGUCUCUCAGUACAGAGGUGCAACCUACUGUGCUGUGUAUAACUGUGAUGCCCGUACCACAGUCUGCGAAGAAAGUAUGUUUCCAAAAUGCAUAUGCAGAAGUGGUUUCACAAAGACAGAAUGGGAUGAUCGUUCUUGUUCGGAUUGCAGUAAAGACUGUUCUGAAAAAGAAAACAAGUACUGUGUAAACGAAAAUGGGCUUCCAGUAUGCAAAUGCAUGCCUAACUUUGAAGAGAAGAAAGAAAAAUGUGUAUCUUGUCCAGUGGGCUACUCUGGAGAGAACUGCAAGAACAAUAGUGAACUCAUCCUUAUAAUAGUGGGUACAGUGUUUGGAGCAAUUAUCCUGAGUUUAGUGAUAGCAGUCUCUGUUGUUUCAGUAAGAGCCAAACACAGACAAGAUCCAGAGAAGAAGAGACUGAUAAAGUCAGGAUAUUCCAACCCAAAUGGCCUUGAUGAUAGACAGACCACGAUAUUCCCCAGAGUCCAGACCACUUCUGGCCAUGCGAACCCAGGAUAUCAGCCAAACAACCCGUAUGAGAUGCAUUCCUCAAAUAGAGGUCGUCCUCUGGAGAGGGACUAUGAUGAUUUGUACGAAACGUCACGGGGGCCUGAGGGCUUUAGGAUGCAGAGCAGAUACUAA
Pelecanus crispus (Dalmatian pelican) is the source of this 1094-nucleotide messenger RNA. The record is from RefSeq and is a predicted model, not a curated record. NCBI's taxonomy places the organism in Eukaryota, Metazoa, Chordata, Aves, Pelecaniformes, Pelecanidae.